ACCCCGUUCUCCGGCACUCCUCCCCCAGACCGUUAUACUUCUACAGGAGCGCUGUUCAGUCAGUUCAGUCUAACCACAACAUGAACGUGGCACGACGAGUCCUGAAUCGCUCUAAGCCUGCAUUUCAUUCGGCCAACGUAAACGGCAAAAGGAGGUUCUGCACUUCACAGAAUAUAAUGACAUCCCGGCACACGCACACCAAAAGGAUCGAAGGACUGGACAAGAAUGUCUGGGUGGCAUUUACUUCACUGGCAGCCGACCCGUCUGUUGUUAACCUGGGUCAAGGCUUUCCAGACAUCCCUCCACCGUCGUACGUCAAGGAGGCACUAGCGCAGGCGGCAUCUGUAGACAAGAUGAACCAGUACACCAGGGGCUUUGGUCAUCCAUCUUUGGUGAAAGCCCUUUCUCAGGUUUAUGGGAAGGUCUACGAGCGCCAGAUUGACCCCCUCAAAGAAAUCCUGGUCACAGUGGGAGGCUAUGGUUCCCUCUUCAGCACCAUGCAAGGACUGGUGGAAGAUGGAGACGAGGUCAUCAUAAUAGAACCUUUCUUCGACUGCUAUGUACCGAUGGUGCGAAUGGCAGGGGCCAAGCCUGUGUUGAUACCACUACGCCUCAAGUCUGGAAAAAAGACGGUCACAAGUGCCGACUGGUUUCUGGACCCCGAUGAGCUUUCCAGUAAAUUCAGCUCUAAGACAAAGGCCAUCAUCAUCAACCCCAACAAUCCUAUCGGGAAGGUGUUCACCAGAGACGAGCUGCAGAUGAUCGCUGACCUCUGUAUUAAACACGACACUCUGUGCUUCAGUGAUGAGGUUUAUGAGUGGCUCGUCUACCGGGGACACCAACACAUCAAAUAGGCCACGCUGCCGGGAAUGUGGGACAGAACGAUCACAAUCAGCAGUGCGGGGAAAACAUUUAGUGUAACCGGGUGGAAGCUUGGUUGGUCUAUAGGACCGGAGCACUUGAUGAGGCAUCUUCAGACGGUCAUGCAGAAUACUAUCUACACCUGCCCGACACCUUUACAGGAGGCGGUGGCACAAGGCUUGCAGCAUAACUUUGAGCUGAUGGGUCAGCCGGAGUGCUACUUCUCUUCUCUGGCAGAAGAACUUGAGGGCAAGAGGGACCGCAUGGCUGCCUUCCUGCAGGAGGCCGGCAUGCCUCCUGUCAUUCCAGAGGGAGGCUACUUCAUGCUGGUGGACGUCACGCCUCUCAAUCAGGACCUGUCGCAUAUGGUCCAAGACGAGGCCUACGACUACAAGUUUGUGAAGUGGAUGAUUAAAGAAAAGAAACUGGCAGCCAUUCCUGUCACAGCGUUUGUUGGAGAGGAGUCCAAGAAGCAGUUUGAGAAAUACAUUCGCCUUUGCUUCAUUAAGCAAGACAGUACUCUUGAUGCAGCGGAGGCCAUCUUGAAAAACUGGAGGAAGAUUUAAUGGGAUGUGGCGUCUCAGGACUGAGCGAUAUGGCAUUUAACUGUUCUCGGUAGACGGAGUCGUGAGUCCUGGUUGUGGCCGAGGUGUUCAUUAAAGGAAAAGUGUUCUACAACUGGGGUGUGUUGAUGUUUAGAAGUCGGAUUGGACCCAUCUCACAUUGGGCUUCCGAAAACCUCCAUUGUAGAAGAAAUCAUAAAUGAUGCAAUGCUUUUAAAUAAUGUUUUUAUUAGAAUCACUGCAAUUAAUAAAUGUAUCGACUCGACUUGUUUUCCAAAUAAUAUUGUUUUUCUCAAACCCACUAAGUGAAGUAUUAUGUGUUACAUUAAUGCCAGUGCCACAAUAAAGAAGUGUUGGAUGC
This is a messenger RNA of Cyclopterus lumpus (lumpfish), 1785 nucleotides long. Its product is annotated as kynurenine--oxoglutarate transaminase 3-like. Lineage: Eukaryota; Metazoa; Chordata; Actinopteri; Perciformes; Cyclopteridae. Gene Ontology annotation, molecular function: pyridoxal phosphate binding; L-kynurenine:2-oxoglutarate transaminase activity. The record is from RefSeq and is a predicted model, not a curated record. Gene Ontology annotation, cellular component: cytoplasm; mitochondrion. Gene Ontology annotation, biological process: biosynthetic process.